Messenger RNA from Westerdykella ornata, 2475 nucleotides. RefSeq lists its product as uncharacterized. Lineage: Eukaryota; Fungi; Ascomycota; Dothideomycetes; Pleosporales; Sporormiaceae. The coding region runs from base 337 to 2040 and encodes 567 amino acids. Gene Ontology annotation, biological process: nuclear membrane fusion involved in karyogamy; karyogamy involved in conjugation with cellular fusion. The record is from RefSeq and is a predicted model, not a curated record. Gene Ontology annotation, cellular component: endoplasmic reticulum membrane. The transcript has 7 exons.
CAUCCCGAAAAAGAUGAGAGACCGUGUUUACAUCACCAAGUCACCGCCGUCUGCCUGGUUCCAUCCAUUCGGCGGUGGAGCAGCAGCUGGGAUCAACUCAGCGUUCUCUCUCUCUCAGUCGUCAACGCGGCAUACUUUCACUUUGCGGCGACUACCUCAACACCGCCUGAUAUUCCGGAUAGCAGAGCGGAAUAGUAAAUGAUAUAGCCAAACAACGACCCUCAUCAUAGCUUCGGCUUUCUCACUUUCUCUUCCCCAUAUUCGUCGUACCUGCACGGAUCCCUUUAUAGCUUUCUCACUUUAUCAAUCCAUUCGUCUCUAUCUCCAUUCUUCACUAUGGUCCUCUCGAACACGAGAAGACGCGCCCGCGUAUGGCUAUUGAUACUCACUUUGUACGGCAGCCCACUGCGAGCGACGCAGACGCCGCUUCACUCUCCGCUGGCAAGCGAAGACUGGGAAGUGAAAAAAGAUUUGGCAUCGAUACUCAAAGAUCCCCCAAUCCAGCAGCAUGAACGGCUUUCUGAGGCUCUUCAGAUCAUACACCCAAUACAAUCCGGGCCAAGAUGCCAUUACCAAGCAGCACUCAACUUACUUAACGAUUGCAAAUUUCUCGAAAGUGCCUCUCCUGAUGUGAAAGUGGAUUCCGAGGCUACAUUGCAACAGCUCGAGACGAUAUAUGCAGCUCGACUCGCCGUCUGUGAGCUGAUGAGUGCCAACGUACCUAUCCCGCCGGACUGCAAAGUGGUCACGCCAUCUCCAGAGGCGUGUAUCAAGAAACGCAGCGGAUAUACCUCUUGGUUUUCACAGGCAGAGAGACCGAAUGGUGACCGGCUAUGCUAUCCUGGGUCACCUCCACCCAAGGAGUUUCAACGGUGCAUGAAGGCGUUGUUCUCCCAGAAUCAGUCAUGGAUGUCCUACAGUAAUGCUAGGCAGAAUGCAGUGGUUAUGUGCCAUGCCAGCAGAGAUGUCAUUGAAAAGGAGAAGAACCUUUCGUUCUACAAGAACCUGGGAGAGGCUGUGUCCGUGAUGGCAUCCAUCUUGGAACAGUACAACCAGAAGAUAAAGGCGUGGCUUACCGAGCAUGAUGCACUUGUCGAAAAGAUUCGCGCAUCGUCCGAGCAUGCUUUGGUGGAUAUGCAGGAAGGAUUGUCGACCUUUGAUACGAUCAGAAGUGCGUUUCGCUCUUUUGCGGGGAUGAUGUCUCACAUGACGGAAUCAUACUCUCAAGAAAUCAGUAAAAACAUCGAAAAGUCCAAGAUGGAUAUGGAGCAGCACCGUCAGGAAUUGCAGCAGCAUCAUGAGGAGAUGGCUGAGUUCAGUCUGAAACAUGCAGCCGAUUACAGAACACAGCUACAGAUGGGUCAUGAUGCGGCUCUUGCGGCACUGCGCUCAUAUCACAAUGCAGCCCUCGAGACUUUGCAGGCGAACCAUAACGCGGCGAUACACAAAGUGAACGAAGUAGCAACUACAGUUGAUAAUUUGCAGAUCAAGGUGCAAAUAUCUUCCGAUCGAAUGGAACACAUCAAUCAAGGCUUGGUGAACGUCAACAGGACUGUGCAGCAGCUGGACGCGGCAACGGAGAGGCUCCCUGAAAUGCUUCACGUCUUGACGACAGUAGGAAGCAUAAUAGCGAGUCCUCAACUUUGGCUCGCAGGGAUCAUGUGCCUAUUUGGUGUCUGGAAAGCGAACGGAAGGGUAGCUGGUUACUUCGUUGCUACCGGUGGUCUACUAUAUGGGCUUCUUUUACUGGACGUCCGGACCCAUGUCGGGGCGGCCUGGAAUAAUCUCAACAACAAUAUCGUCCGCUUCGCUACGACUGGAAGCCCGGCAAUGCUGAGCGUCAUUCUCUUCGCACUUUUCUUCGUUUUGUCAUUUGUCCUGCAUUUGCAUCUCCGUUCGGCUUAUCUCUACGUAUACGAAGACGAAAGAGGAGAAAAAGGCGUUCUUCCCAGCAUCGAAAUGCCGCACCAACCAGAGUCCCAGCCUCCAAGAAAACGCGGUCCACUUAGCCUCUUCAAGGCCCUCCAUUUGGCAUCGUGAUGGCCAGCAUCCCGUCUCCGACCAGUUUUCGCCUCAAACAUCUUGACAAGUCUUUUUCACCUUCGACAUUUGACAGGCGCAUUUCAUGGUUCCACCUAUGUAUUUUUAUUUCCGCUCCUGGCAUGGAGGGCACCCUUAUGGUUAUGCUUGAUACCCACUCCAUCUUUAUGAAUCGGCGUUUUACACCAUCGACACGGGAUUUUUGUCAUCUAUCUGGUACUCAAACUUAUGUCUUGCUAUUUAUUUCAUAUUAUGCAUGGUAUUGGGAGAUCGACUGCACACGUUUCUCAUGAAAGUUCUCAGCGACGAUAGUUAGAAAAAGGGUGGGACUUUGAAUCCGGGGAAUCAUGAGAAGGAUUUACCUCUGAGGUAUUGGGCAAAUAAUUGCGAAUUACUACGUUACUACUAAGGGGUCUGACCGACAUGUCAUCAAGU